Molecule: messenger RNA, 2502 nt
Organism: Panicum virgatum (switchgrass)
Lineage: Eukaryota; Viridiplantae; Streptophyta; Magnoliopsida; Poales; Poaceae
Product: beta-glucosidase 16-like
Exons: 10
Coding region: 885-2324 (479 amino acids)
Biological process (GO): carbohydrate metabolic process
Molecular function (GO): beta-glucosidase activity
Source: RefSeq, a predicted model, not a curated record
CCGGCGCCGGCGAGCUCAUCAGCUGGAUACGCACGCGUAUGCAUGUCGUCGUCAGAGUUUAUUGCAUCUAUUUCCUGACUAGUGAUGGUCACCAUUUUUUAUGAAUUUACAAAUGGUGGCGCAUGCCAGAUUUUUCUAAGUUCCAACUACCGGCCACUUCUUCUAUGGCUAGCUUCUCAGCUGACCUUGAAAAAAAAAAUCGAUUUUGCUGAUUUGGCCAUGCAUUGCCUGCUGACCUUUGGAUAUAUGUACUUUCUCCUCUAUUUUAUUUCAUUUGAUCUCUCUGUUGCGAAGACUCUUGUACAUCCUUGUUUCAGAUCGAAGGCGCCUAUCUAGAGGACAACAAGGGCCCGAGCAAUUGGGAUGUCUUCAUUCGUAUUCAAGGUGUACCUGAUAACUCUUAAGUAUGCAUGAAAUGGCCUAAGCCACCCAAAACACCGCAAAAUUCAGUAAAACCAAGUGAUGAACUUGAAUAGAAAGAAGUAGCUGAUGCUUAGCUAAGUGCAAUUUAGAACAAGUGUUUCUUGGAGAAAAGUAGGUAGUCUUCGUUGAACACAUGGUUCUAAGCGUCUUUGUUUGAGAAGCGCCAAUUGCCCACUCAUACUUUCCCCUGAACCAUAUGCCUUCAGCUCCUAUGAAAACUGCACUGGGCAUAGCCUCCAAUUCUUUUCGUAUCUCAUGUCUCGUUCCAUUAGAAUAGUUGUGCCGCAGUACGAGGACACUCGCUCAUAGAGGAUUAUGGUAAAAUGACGUCAAGCAAACACUGGAGCUUACCCGGCCAGUACCUAGUUAGGACAAUUCUGUAAUGAAAACAGUGGAUCAUAUCAUUGUUGGUAGACUCAAUUCAGGAGGUAGCUAUCUGUUUUAAUACUCGUAGAUGACUGAUGGCAGCAAGUGCAGCUAUAGACGUGCGCUUGACGAUCACAGACUCGCUUGACUUAUUUGUUGGCUAUCUUAAUCUUGCUGCUGCUACUCCAAAACCAGGAAAGAUUGUGGAUGGAAGCAAUGGCGAUGUGGCUGUUGACCAUUACCAUCGAUACCUGGAGGACACAGAGAUGAUGCAUUCGCUGGGCCUCGACUCCUAUAGAUUCUCACUGUCCUGGUCGAGAAUACUUCCAAAGGGUCACUUUGGUGGUGUUAAUCCGGCAGGCAUCAAGUUCUACAAUAAUCUGAUCAACAGUCUGCUACGAAAAGGAAUACAGCCAUUUGUGACCAUCAACCAUUUUGACGUACCCAGGGAACUUGAAGAAAGAUAUGGCUCCUGGCUGAGCCCUGAAAUGCAGGAGGACUUCAUCUACUUCGCCAACCUUUGCUUCAAGAUGUUUGGUGACCGAGUAAAGCACUGGACUACUUUCAAUGAGCCAAAUCUUAUGGUGAAGCUCGGAUACUUCAGUGGAAAAUUCCCACCCAAUCACUGUUCCAAGCCAUUUGGGAAAUGCACUUCUGGGAAUUCAUCAACUGAGCCCUACAUUGCAGCACAUGGCAUCAUAUUAGCGCAUGCAAAGACGGUCAAUAUCUACAGAAAGAAUUACCAGGCCAAGCAAGGUGGCUCUGUUGGAAUAACAAUAUUUAUGAUAUGGUAUGAACCUCUAAGGAAUAUCACAGAGGACCACAUAGCAGUAAGCCGAGCUCAGUCAUUUGAAGCUCCAUGGUUCCUCGACCCCUUGUUCUUUGGUGAUUAUCCUCAUGACAUGCACCAAAUCUUAGGCUCAAGCUUACCAAAAUUCACAGAAGGAGAGAAGCAGCUACUGAAAAACCAAAUCGACUUUGUCGGAAUAAAUCAUUAUAAUACACUAUACGUCAAGGAUUGCAUAUUUUCUCCAUGUGAUUUGGACACCUACACUGGUGAUGCUUUAGUUUCUGAAUCAGCAGAACGAAAUGGGAUAUCCAUUGGAAAACCGACACCGGUUGAAAACAGCUUUGUGGUUCCAAGCUCUAUGGAGAAGUUGGUCAUGUAUUUAAAUCAGAGAUAUCAAAACAUACCUUUGUACAUCACAGAGAAUGGUUAUGCCCAAAUAGGCAAUAGCAGCAGCACAGUGGAAGAAUUAUUUAAUGACACUGAAAGAUUAAGUUACAUUCGUGACUACCUCACUUACUUGAGCUUUGCAAUAAGGAAAGGAGCAAAUGUUUAUUUUGUGUUGUCUUUGAUGGACAACUUCGAAUGGCUCUCUGGUUACACCAUAAAGUAUGGUCUUUGUCAUGUGGAUUUCAGGUCAUUAAAACGAACACCAAGAUUGUCUGCCAGAUGGUACAGCAAGUUUAUCAAGGGUUAUGAACACAUAGAAAUGGCCUCUGAAGAAACCCCUAAGCAUGUAGCUUCCUAGAACGGAAAUACAGAAUUCCCAAUGUCCAUGCUUGUACAGUAGUUACACAGGAAAUUACUUUAAUAAAUUUCCUCAUUCCCAUGUAUGCGCUUGCCCAAAACUCAGCUGUUUUUUUAUCAAAUAUGCCUCUAGAAGGAGUUCACUAAUAAGAAGCAGAAUACACAUUUUGAUUAUCCUC